Molecule: messenger RNA, 1504 nt
Organism: Nymphaea colorata (pocket water lily)
Lineage: Eukaryota; Viridiplantae; Streptophyta; Magnoliopsida; Nymphaeales; Nymphaeaceae
Product: PHD finger protein ALFIN-LIKE 4-like
Exons: 5
Coding region: 499-1266 (255 amino acids)
Biological process (GO): regulation of DNA-templated transcription
Cellular component (GO): nucleus
Molecular function (GO): transcription coregulator activity; transcription cis-regulatory region binding; histone binding
Source: RefSeq, a predicted model, not a curated record
AGCCGAGAGAGCGGGAGAGAGAGAGUGUAUGUGAAUUUUCAGUCUUUUGACCAUGAAAAGGGCAAAAUUGGGCAUUCGUGUACUAGUUGAGCCUCUGAGCCCCUUUCCGAAUAGAACCAAGCGCACCAGUUGCCGAGGCCCGUGUCCCUUCGUGCCUCUUCCUCGCCUUCUCUCCUCCAUGCUCUCUGUCUUGCUCCCUUUUCCCACUCGCUUCUGCUCUCUGUUGCUAACGACCACCUUCCUCCAUCAGCUUCUAACCAAAUCUACUCCUCUUCCGACGUCGCUUAUGUCUCUCAUUUUUUUUUCCUAAAAUAGGAACCCUAGCAACAGAAUGGAGGAAUCCUUGUCGUUGUCGUAGCUAUCACACACACUCAGAAAGGCAGGGGAGGGACGUUGCGUCUCUGUCUUCGCCAUUCCCGUACCUCCACUUCAGUCUCAAACUUCUUGCACAUAGGCGGGGAGGGAAUAGGUGGUGAAGGGUGAGGUGGGGUUAGGGGUAUGGAAGGAGGAGGGUCAGGCCAUUACAACCCUCGCACCGUUGAGGAGGUCUUUAAGGAUUUCAGGGGUCGACGUGCUGGAAUGAUUAAGGCUCUUACAACUGAGGUCGACAAGUUUUACCAGCAGUGUGAUCCAGAGAAAGAGAACCUGUGCCUCUAUGGAUUUCCAAAUGAGUCUUGGGAAGUUAAUCUCCCCGCUGAGGAGGUUCCUCCAGAACUUCCUGAACCAGCUUUAGGGAUCAACUUUGCCAGGGAUGGUAUGCAAGAGAAAGAUUGGUUGUCUCUCGUUGCCGUUCACAGCGAUGCUUGGCUACUUGCCGUUGCUUUCUACUUUGGCGCACGCUUCGGAUUUGAUAAAAACGACAGGAAAAGGCUGUUCAACAUGAUGAAUGAUCUCCCAACAAUAUUUGAGGUUGUGACAGGGGUUGCUAAGAAGCAAGCCAGAGAAAAGUCAACCAUCACCACAAAUAGCAGCAACAAGAGCAAGUCCAAUGCAAAGAUGCCGUCUCGACAGCCAGAGUCUCAGCCAAAAUCAACAAAGACGCCUCCACCCAAGGAUGAUGAGAGUGGUGAUGAAGAUGAGGACGAGCAUGGUGAUGCGUUGUGCGGGGCAUGUGGGGAAAACUAUGCAUCUGAUGAGUUCUGGAUCUGUUGUGAUGUAUGCGAAAGAUGGUUCCAUGGGAAGUGUGUUAAGAUCACCCCUGCAAGAGCGGAGCAUAUCAAGCAGUACAAGUGCCCAGCAUGCAGCAACAAGCGAGCAAGAGUCUAGAAGGCAUGAUGGGAUCGGAUUGAGCAUCAGAACCCUUUUGAAAGCACAGUUGCGUCAAACGCAUUAAAGGAUGUGGCUUCUAAUGUGGGAAUUUGUGGGACUUGCUUGGCUCACAUUACUUUAGAUUGAUCUGUUCUUCAUUGACUAUAUAGAACUAGGUUGCAGCUCUUUGUGAUGGUUUCGUUCUCCCUUAUUUGUGCUAUGCAGCGGUAAAAGUUUGAGUUGAAACUUCUCUUUA